Molecule: messenger RNA, 2610 nt
Organism: Rhizoctonia solani
Lineage: Eukaryota; Fungi; Basidiomycota; Agaricomycetes; Cantharellales; Ceratobasidiaceae
Product: Tyrosine kinase specific for activated
Exons: 4
Coding region: 1-2610 (869 amino acids)
Source: RefSeq, a predicted model, not a curated record
AUGCCUCCAAAGCAUAAACGUACCCACAACUCAAGACCAACAAAGGUUGCCGAUAACAGUUCCAAGUUAAAUACCGGGCGCAGGUCGACUCGUGCUUCAUCUGGGACAAAGAACGCACCGGCCCCUGAGCCCAUUCUCCGGGCUACACCUCAAAGGCUGAGCCAAGCCAACUUGGACACACCUUUCCGUCAGUCAACUGCUGGCACCAUUCGUACGUCCCCCAAGUCCUACCGCGCUUCCUACGCUGCUCAGAAAAACAAACCAUCAACCGCCGAGCCCAAGUCACAGAAGCAGAACACGAUGGAUAUUGAAAUUGAGCGUGAGCUGCGUGGCGCAAUAUUCAAGGACCCGAAAUUUAUCGACCAUUUUCUGUCUGGCGAUGAUGCGAAACUUGAUAGCAUCCUUCAGUCUUGCCGCGAAAACAAGAGCCAAUUCAAACGCGGCAAAUGGUCAUUCCCGAGACUGAUCUCUCACGAGAACAAGCUAUACAAGCCUGUGCUGGAUGUACUGAACACAAUAAAAAACGCAGUGGAUCAAGUACAUGGACCUCCCCUCGACUUGGUUCCUAGAUCCAACAACAGACCGGCAACAGUUCCAAUCAUCGAUAAUCACAAGUAUCCCAUUUCCUCCGACCUUGCCAAUACCGAGAAUAUCAAGCCAGACCUUGUGCUAUUUCAAGACGAGCAGCGUCACUGGGAGAACGUCCGCAUGCCCAUUGAGGUCAAGAGGUUGGCUCAACACCACAAAGGCGGCAUCAAGCAACUGUGUCGGUAUGCUCGAGCCAUGUUUGUCCACCAGCUACACCGUCGUCACUUAUAUGCAUUGCUGAUCUGCGGUCAUCAUGCAACGUUUGUGCGGUUCGACCGGGCUGGAGUGCUGUACUCAGGUUCUAUCAACAUGAUAGAGCAGUCGGACACGUUCACGCGUGCAUUUGCGUCCCUAUUGAUGUUAGACCGGGUUGACGAGGGGCUGGAUCCAGCAUUCACGUUUGAACGCAACAAGGCUGGGCGCCUGACUUACUAUAUUGACCUACCGGAGUCGGAGCUCGACAGGCAUUCAGCAGGCUCACUACACAGCAAGAACAAGGGCCCAAUAUCCGCAAUUAUGGAUCGUCUGCAGCGGUUCAAGGUGAUCAAACUACUAUGCCACCGACAAUGCAUCCGAGGCCGCGCAACAAUCGUACUGCAUAUACAAGAAGUACUCAAGUUCGACCAACAAGCAGGCGCAAACCCAGGCCGCAAGGCCAAACAAAAGGCAACAAAGAAAGUUGAGCCUCGAGAGUAUGCGCUCAAGCUUAUGUGGCGCGACGCAGAACGCACUCCAGAAGGCGAUGUGCUAGAGGAAGUCCACGGAAUGUUUGGGCUUCCCCAGCACUCUGGUCACUGGGAUGUAUAUAUACCUGGCAAGUGUCGAUGUGAAAAACAAGCCGAGGGUCGGUGCAAGGAGGCGAAGUGCGUGGACACAACAGUUGAAGUGGAUGGGCUAGAGGUGUGUGACAGGAUGCAGGACAUUGACAUACUAGUGCUAGAUGAAGAAAAUGGCGAAGAGCCUGAGGAGGUGAACACAACGGAGCAUCAUUCGACUCCAUUUGUGCGAUCCUUGCGCAUAUACUCGUAUGCACUUAUGCUGAUCGUUGGAGUUGCGCUAUGCAAGGCAAAGUUUCCAGAGCAUUUCAUGACCGUCAUUCUGGAUGCAAUGAUAGGCUACUGGGGGAUGUACAACCUUGGAAUCAUACAUCGAGAUGUGAGCGAUGGCAAUGUGAUGAUAGUGAAGAAGGGACAGGUGUUUGCUGAGAGGAAGUGGCGGGAACAGACAGAGCUGCCCGUGGCUCCGGAACUAGCUGACUCGGAGAAGAAACUGCGUCAAGUACUGCAGGAUCUUGGGCGCCGCGACCCAAUGGGGCUACUUUCGGACUUCGACCUGCAUGCGCGACACUCUCCGCCUUCAGGAAAGGCAAACUCAGGCCCACUAACUCCUAGAAAGCAAAAUGGGAAGGUCAUUCGACCGCGCGAUGAAGACACAGCCAAUGUAAGUGGAAGGAAGCGCCGCAAGAAUAACUUGGGCCAGGGUGUGCAUAUCAAAGCAACAAGUGAGAAAGAUGGCCAUCAAGGCAAAUGCAUAAGAAACAGGGUGGUAGAUUAUCGAACAGGCACUCCAGCAUUCAUGGCUACCAGUGUUCUUUCCGUGCAAGCUGGUGAACGCUAUCAUCAUAGCUUUGUUUAUGACCUCGAGUCGUUCUUCUGGGUUAUCUUCUGGUCUGUUGCUGCUCACCUGGACAAGAGGGGCGAUAAUCCAACUGCGGGCGCACAAGUGGUGCUUAACAAGAUGAACCAGGACGAAUUCAGCUCGAUUGCAGAAUGGAAAACCACACAACUUCAUUAUUGCGCACAUAACCAAAGCGAACUUAUAAAGAUCCUAAAAGGGUUUGGUAAUGGGUGGGGAUCAAGCCUCAUCUUCCAAAAUGUGAUCCUUGGUCUUGGUCGCUUUUUUUUCAGCGCUUUAAAUCCAGAGACUUGUCAAAAACUCGAAACCUCACCCGGUACUACUUUCCUUGCUGUCGUGAGCAUUAUCCAAAACGCACUCAAGGGCGAAACCGAUCCCGAGGUGUAA